Chanos chanos (milkfish) is the source of this 4707-nucleotide messenger RNA. RefSeq names its product disco-interacting protein 2 homolog Cb (gene dip2cb). The transcript has 38 exons. Bases 1 to 4707 code for a protein of 1568 amino acids. NCBI's taxonomy places the organism in Eukaryota, Metazoa, Chordata, Actinopteri, Gonorynchiformes, Chanidae. The record is from RefSeq and is a predicted model, not a curated record.
AUGGCGGACCGUGAUACGCUACAGCUGCCUCGGGAGGUGAGAGCAAGACUUGCUGAACUGGAACUUGAGUUGUCGGAGGGUGAUAUAACACAGAAGGGCUAUGAAAAGAAGAGGUCUAAACUAUUGAGACCUUACCUGCCCCACCCUCCAGGGUCGGACCGCUGUCCUGUGACUCCAUCCUCCUCUCGUUACCAACGGCGACGUUCCUCGGGCUCACGCGAUGAGAGAUACUGCUCAGACGUGUACUCUGAGGCGGUCCAGGCAGCCUUACAAAGACAGAAGGAGAAGAAAAUGGCUGUGCCCAUGCCUUCAAAACGUCGCUCACUGCUCACACAGACGUCUGUGGAUGCUUACACACCACCAGACUCCUCGUCGGGCUCAGACUGUGAGGGCAGCGCCAGAGUCGAAGCUUGGAUGAGCCACGCCCUUCACUCUUCAUCAUCAACAACAUCGUCGUCAUCAUCACACAGCACUGGCUCAGCAAAUGCAGCACGACUGGCUGACAGCAGCACACACACAUACAACAUUGGUCCAAUUUCUCACCUGUCUCUGAGAAGGCGGGGUUUAGGGGGAUUGGGCGGGUCAGUGGAGAACGGGAACAUGGCCCGGCGUUCUUAUGACUACCCAUCUGACCGGCCCUGGUCAUCACUGGACUCUGAGGACAGUCACUCUGCCCCCCCUGAUGUCACACCCUUACACACACCCCACAUACAGUGGCCCCAGGUCGCACACCCGACCAAAGCUCCACCUAAAUAUGGGAACGCAGAACUCAUGGAGACAGGAGACGGUGUACCUGUGAGCAGUCGUGUGUCAGCUAAGAUCCAGCAGCUGGUGGACACACUGAAGAGACCCAAACGCCGGCCGCUCAGGGAGUUCUUUCUGGAUGAUUUUGAGGAGAUGCUGGAAGUGCAGCAGCCGGACCCCUCCCUUCCUCGCCCAGAGGGGCCGGAGUCGAUGCCCAUACAGGGGCAGGAACUGUGUGUAGGCAGCCACUGUCCCACCUCCCUGGAGGCGGCACUUCAACGGUGGGGUUCCAUCGCCCCCAAAGCUCCCUGUCUCACAACGUCACACAGCGAUGGCAAACACAUCUACACACUCACUUAUGGUAAAUUGUGGAGCAGAAGUUUGAAGGUGGCCUACAAUAUUCUACAUAAACUUGGGACUAAACAGGAGUCGAUGAUCCAGCCUGGAGACAGGGUCGCACUGGUCUUUCCGAAUAAUGACCCGGCCUCGUUCAUGGUGGCGUUUUACGGCUGCCUGCUUGCUGAGCUGGUGCCAGUGCCCAUUGAGGUUCCCCUCAGUAAGAAAGAUGCUGGGAGUCAACAGAUUGGCUUCCUGUUGGGUAGCUGUGGGGUUGCCGUGGCGCUGACCAGUGAUGCGUGUCAUAAAGGCCUUCCCAAGAGUACAAACGGAGAAGUACUACAGUUCAAAGGCUGGCCGAAGUUGUUGUGGGUUGUGACUGACUCCAGGCAUUUAUCUAAACCACCCAGAGACUGGUACCCACUCAUUAAAGACGCCAACAGCGACACAGCAUACAUCGAGUAUAAGACUUGUAAGGAUGGCAGUGUUUUGGGGGUUACAGUGACACGUAUCGCAAUGCUCACACACAGUCAAGUCCUCACACACACCUGUGGAUACACUGAGGCUGAGACCAUCGUAAAUGUCCUUGAUUUCAAAAGGGACGUUGGGCUCUGGCAUGGCAUCCUCACGAGUGUGUUGAACAUGCUCCAUGUGAUCAGUGUACCGUAUGCUAUAAUGAAGGUUAAUCCACUCUCCUGGAUGCAGAAAGUCAGUCAGUAUAAAGCGAAGGUCGUCUGUGUAAAGUCGAGGGAUCUCCACUGGGCUCUCAUGUCACACAGGGAUCAGAAGGAUAUUAACCUCAGUUCACUACGUAUGCUGCUGGUCGCCGAUGGUGCUAACCCCUGGUCAAUAUCAUCAUGUGAUGCGUUCCUGAACGUUUUUCAGAAUAUGGGUUUGAGGUCAGAGGUCAUUUGUCCAUGUGCUAGUUCUCCAGAGGCUCUUACUGUAGCCAUUAGGAGGCGUCAUGAGGAGGACUGUGACCCUGGGAGAGGGGUUGUCUCUAUGACAGCGCUCAGUCACGGGGUCGUCAGACUCGACACAGGAGAAAAACUCUCAGCCCUCACAAUACAGGAUGUCGGUUCAGCCAUUCCUGGAGCCCUGGUGUGUGUGGUGAAGUUGGAGGGCGCCCCACGGUUGUGUCAGACAGAUGAGAUCGGGGAGAUCUGUGUGUGUUCUGCUGCCACUGGGUCUGCAUAUUAUGGCCUGACAGGGAUGACCAAAAACACCUUUGAGGUGUGUCCUGUGUUGAGUUAUGGCUCGGUCCUGAGUGAGUAUGCCUUUGUGAGGUCGGGUUUGUUGGGCUUUGUGGGUCCAGGUGAACUUCUCUUCAUCACAGGCAAGACCGACGGCCUGAUCCAGACGUGUGGGAGGAGACACAACGCUGACGAUAUCGUAGCCACUGCACUCGCUGUGGAGCCAAUGAAGUUUGUCUACAGGGGAAGGAUAGUGGUGUUCUCUGUGCCUGUUCUACAUGAUGACCGUGUGGUGGUUGUUGCUGAGCAGAGACCAGAUGCCACUGAGGAUGAGAGUUUUCAGUGGAUGAGUCGAGUACUGCAGGCUAUAGAUGGAAUACAUCAGGUUGGUGUGUAUUGCUUGGCUUUGGUUCCGUGUAAUACAUUACCCAAAACCCCACUGGGAGGGAUUCAUCUGUCAGAGACGACACAACUCUUCCUGGAGGGGGCGCUACAUCCCUGCAAUGUCCUGAUGUGUCCUCACACCUGUGUCACCAACCUGCCUAAACCACGCCAGAAACAACCAGAGGUAGGUCCGGCUUCUGUGAUGGUUGGGAACCUGGUGGCCGGGAAGCGUAUAGCCCAGGCCUGUGGUCGUGACCUCAGUCAGACGGAGGACUGUGAUCAGUUCCUCUUUCUUUCUGAAAUCCUCCAGUGGAGAGCACAGACUACGCCAGAUCACAUCUUAUACACGCUUCUAAACUCACGGGGGGCGUUGGCUAGCUCGCUGACAUGUCUUCAGUUACAUAAACGAGCUGAGAAAAUCGCUGCUCUGCUGUUUGACAGAGGACAGUUACGGGAUGGAGACCACGUGGCCUUGGUCUAUCCUCCAGGCAUUGAUUUGAUUGCUGCGUUUUAUGGAUGUCUGUAUGCCGGCUGUAUCCCAAUUACAGUAAGACCCCCCCACCCUCAAAACAUCUCUACCACGCUACCUACAGUCAAAAUGAUUGUUGAGGUGAGUCGUUCGGUGUGCAUUAUAACGACUCAGGCGAUCUGUAAGUUGUUGAAGACUAAGGAAGCGUCUGCUGCCGUUGAUGUCAGGUCAUGGCCCCUCAUCCUUGACACAGAUGAGCUGCCUAAACGCCGGUCUCCUUUGCUGUAUAAGCCGUGUGAUCCUGAUUCUUUAGCCUAUCUGGACUUCAGUGUGUCAACCACAGGCAUGCUUGCUGGAAUUAAGAUGUCUCAUGCUGUGACCAGCUCCCUGUGCCGGUCUGUGAAGCUGCAGUGUGAGCUGUACCCAUCCCGUGAGGUGGCCAUUUGUCUGGACCCCUACUGUGGCCUGGGCUUCGUCCUCUGGUGUCUCUGCAGUGUGUAUGCAGGGCAGCAGUCAGUCCUGAUCCCACCGCCGGAGCUGGAGGUGAAUCCUGCCGUGUGGCUGCAGUCUGUCAGUCAGCUCAAACUCAGGGACACCUUCUGCUCCUAUUCAGUCAUGGAACUGUGUACCAGAGCACUGGCGUCUCAGACACACACACUCAAGGCGCGGGGUUUGGAUCUGUCCCGUGUGAGGACCUGUGUGGUUAUAGCUGAAGAGAGACCGCGGAUCUCUCUGACCCAGAGUUUCUCCAGACUUUGGAAAGAUGUGGGUCUGCAGCCUCGAGCAGUCAGCACUGCGUUCGGCUGCAGAGUCAACAUGGCCAUCUGUCUGCAGGGAACGUCAGGACCAGAUCCCACUACUGUAUAUGUGGACAUGAGGGCACUGAGACAUGACAGGGUCAGCCUGGUUGAAAGAGGAUCUCCGCACAGUUUGCCCCUCAUGGAGUCAGGCAAGAUAUUACCUGGUGUGCGCAUCAUCAUUGCCAACCCAGCGACAAAGGGACCAGUGGGAGACUCACAUCUGGGAGAGAUCUGGGUACACAGUUCCCAUAAUGCCAGUGGAUAUUUUUCCGUGUAUGGUGAGGAGGCCCUGCAGUCUGAUCAUUUCAGUGCCAGGCUCAGUUUUGGAGACACUCAGACCGUCUGGGCCAGAACCGGAUACCUGGGCUUUCUCAGGAGAACUGAGCUCACGGACGCCCGUGGAGAGAGACACGAUGCAUUGUACGUGGUUGGCGCUUUGGACGAAGCGAUGGAGUUGAGAGGAAUGCGCUACCACCCCAUAGACAUCGAAACUUCAGUCAUCAGGGCACAUAAGACUAUAGCAGAGUGUGCCGUGUUCACGUGGACCAACCUGCUGGUGGUUGUCGUGGAACUGGACGGCUCCGAGCAGGAGGCUCUUGACUUGGUUCCCGUGGUAACCAACGCCGUCCUGGAGGAGCAUUACCUGAUUGUCGGCGUGGUCGUGGUGGUAGACCUUGGUGUGAUCCCAAUAAACUCCCGUGGAGAGAAACAGCGCAUGCAUUUACGAGAUGGGUUCCUCGCCGACCAGCUGGACCCCAUUUAUGUAGCAUAUAAUAUGUAA